AUGAACCGCGGCCUCUACAAGUUCUGCUGUUGUCUGUGCAGAGCCUUCAACUGCUGUUGGUUGUAUACCGACAAGGACUUCCCACCGGAGGAGCUCUCGCUGGGGGAUGUGAAGGGAGACUCUGCUGGGGAUGAAGGUGACCUGGGUGAGGCCCGGGGAGUGGUGAGGCAAGCGCAUGAGGCUGAGGCUGGUACCAUGGAGGUGGAGAAGGAAAGUGAAAGGAGUGAGAUGGGCGGCAAGUUUCCAGUGCCCAAGGACGAGAAGGCCCUGUCCUUCCGGGUCUCCCGGGGCCGGCACGUCUGUGAGCAAGAAGCGGUCGCCAGAGAAGCACGGAGCCCUGGGCGACUGCUGGCGGCCAUCGCCUGCAUGGCAGAGCACGACGGGGCCAUCCAGGCGGUCUUCAGGACCAAAGAGGUGAACCCUCGCGGGAAGUACGUGCUGAGGCUCUACGAUGGGGCCAAGGAGGGGGAGCCACGAGUGGUGGUGCCAGGAUCUGGAGGCUCCUAUACGGCACGGGCCUGCGCGGUGUGGGGCGUGCAGCCCCUUCUGCUGCAGAAGUCUCUGGCGCAGUGGGGCGAGAUGAGCGCCGAGGCCGCGCGCGGCCGGGCAGCGCGCGUGCCGAACGGCAUGCCGAACAGCAGCUUGCCGUACGCCAUGCUUGCCAGGUCUGAGCCACCUGCAGCCUUGUCUGCGCCAAGCGCGGAAGAGGCAGAUUGGUCGGUUGAAGAGGCAGAGAGGGCGACAUCGCCGUGGCGCUGGCUCUGGUGGCCAGCGAUUCUCUACCUCUUUUGGAGCAUGGCUCAUGUCUGCGAUUUGCACUUCGUGCGCACCAUCGAGGUGAUUUGCGAGCGCUUCGGGAUCCCCGACGACGUGGCGGGCGCCACGCUGAUGGCGCUGGGCUGCAACGGUCCAGAGCUGGCGCUGAAUAUGAUCAACAUUUGGAAGCCUUCCAGCAUUGGUGUGGGCGCAGUAGUCGGCGGCGAGGUCUUCAACGUCUUGGUGAUCAUCGGCACGGCGGUGCUCGCCACGCCCAAGGACUACAUGCCCUUGAAGUUGAGCAAGACCUCCUCCUUUCGCGACAUCUUCUUCUACGUGGCCUCGGUGCUGCUCCUGUUCUUGGCCCUGCGAGACGGCGCCGUGGACCGCCAGGACGCCCUGAUCCUGCUUCUGGGCGGCGUGUGCUACAUCUUGGCCGUGAUCUACUUGCGCUCAAUUCUGAUGUGGCUCUGGUCUCCUGCAGAUGGCGGAACGGUGGAGCAGCCCUUUUUGCUGCGGCAGUGCACGAAGAUGAACCUCGAUGACUGGACGCGUGCCAUGGAAGGCUCGCACCCGCGGCGGGGCACCGUGCUGCGGGUGCGCGCGGACAUGCGCAGCCGGCUGGCGGACCACAACCACCAGUUCGAGGACCGCUUCGCAUUCCUCCAAGAUGAGUCCUUGGUCAUCUCCGCCGUGGCGGACCCCAACGUGGCGGGCGAGAGCCAGUGCGACGUGGACAUGGUCUACGAUCGGGACGAGCGAGCCGUGCACGAGAACCACUGGCAUCGCGCGGGGUUGGUGCGUCGGCCCAUGAGCUUGGAGGAGGCGCAGCGGCGGCAGCUGUUGCCCCAGCGGCUGCCGCGCCUGGCGGAGCUGGGGCUCUUUAAGGAUGGUCCCUGGGAGGUGAUCAGCAUGCAGGAGAUCCUCUUCUGUGAACCCAGCAAGCAGGGCAUCUUCCUGCACGUCCAGGACAAGUUUGGGAACGACGUCACGCUGGAGGUCACCCCCGGACACGAGCGUUUGGGCGACAGUCCGAUGUCCAAGAUGUCCAAGACCAUCUCCAACGCCUCGUGCGACCUGGUCCAAAGUUGGAACCAGGAGCUGCGGGAGUGCCUCAAGGCCUCGCGGAGGAAGACGGCCGACCGACCGAGGGCGAAAUACUACACCUUUCUGAUGGAGUGGAUCGCCUGGUUCCAGUUUCCGGUGAAGUCAUUGGCUGGCGCCACCAUCCCGGACAUGGACUGUCCCGACACGCAGAGCUUCUAUCCCUUGGCAUUUGUGAUGAGCAUGGUCUGGCUGGGGAUUCUCUCCUCACUGGUCGUGAGCGCCUGCGACGGGAUCCACGCCGAUUUCGGGAUCCCCAACAACGUCCUGGGCUUCACCGUGGCCGCCGCCGGGACCUCCUUCCCGAACGUCUUCAGCGGCAUCUGCGUCGCGCGCCAGGGCAAGGCUGGCAUGGCGGUGGCGAAUGCCUUGGGAGCCAACGUUCAGAACGUCUUCCUGGCUCUGGCCAUUCCCUGGACCAUCCAGGCGGUCUUCCUCUCCUCCACGGGAGAGUUCCCGAUGAAAGUGAACGGCUUCGAUCCGGCGAUCAUUGAGAUCUUCAUCACCUUGCUUCCUCUCGUCUUGAUCUAUACCUGCUGCCGCUUCUCCCUGCCGAAAUGGUCUGGUGCCAUUUUCCUGUCGACCUAUGUGAUCUAUUUGGUCUGUGCCCUGAAGCAGCAAAGCUCCGGCUGCGAGCUGUGGCCGGUCUCAUGCCAUGUGGAUCUGGCCGAACCGAUCUGGUCCACCUGGCUGGCCGCGCCAUCUCGCGCGGCCAAGCGCUGCGAUCGCCUCUUUCGGCGUCUCGUGAACCAUGUCGAGCCCGAGGAGGUCUCGGUGAAGCUUCCGGAGCUGGUGCGAGCGGUGGCGUGGGGUGCCCUCCCCGGAGAGAAGUGGGAGAUCAUCACCAUUGAUGACUUCAUCCCCUGCAACAAGGCGAGCUUCGACCAUGACGGCACGCCGAAGCCCUUCUUUAGCAAGCCGAAGCACAAUGAGCUCUAUGUGAUGCUCCUGGAGAAGGCCUUUGCCAAGUUCUGCGGUGGCUACUCGGCCCUCGAGGCUCCCCGGGGGCCAGACGAUCUGGGCGAUCCGGGCGAUGACCGGAGAUCCGGCGUGGGGGGCACCGGAGACGGCGACAGGGAGGGAGUGGGGAAGGGGAAGGGGCGACAGUUCUCGCGGAACGACUCCAAGAGCCAGUGGCAGCGGCAGGACGGAGGGGCUUUCGUUUCGACCCGGAGCGGCGUCCGCGUGGGCCUGGCGGCCGGCCGAGCCUGUUUGGAUCUCAAGAACUUCGACGAUCCAAAGGACAAGCGCAAGUGUGGCUUGUACUCCACCAAAGAAACCGUGGACAAUGACACCAUGUUUGAGAUCCUCCGGAAAUACCACUCGCUAGGCGCGCGCAUGGAGCAGCCGGAGGGUGCCGGUGUCGAACGUGGUCGAACGAUCGAACGAUCUCCGUCGACUGGUUGGUUUGUGAUGGUGCCGGUUUCUCGUGGUGGUUUGGACGAGUGCGACACGAAAGACCUUCAUGUUCACCUGCCCAAAGCCCGAACAGAUUCCAGAAAACAACAGCCCGGAACAUGGACCACCAGCGCCACGGAGUCCGGGUGUCCAUGGACCAAAGCCCCGAAAAGAGGUCAAGUGGUGUCCAUGAACCACCCAACUCCUGGGGGUCCAGGCAAAAAGGAGUUGGCUGUCAGCGGGAGGGCGAUUCUCCACCUUCCACAGAGCCAACGUGGUCCAACAUGGUCCGGAGAACCCGUUUCGGACGCCGCGCCUUUCUGCCAGGGAGUAUCCUCUCAGCCUCCGGGGCGAGUGGAAAAGAUGGGCUCGUCACCGGACAUGCCUACAGCCCGGAGACCCGGAGAAUGCGUACGAGACACGAUGACAGAGACUCCCGCGGUGGCGCCAACGGCGGACCUUCGGACCUUGCGCGUCCGAGAGGUGCGAAGCAGGCCGGUCUGA
Messenger RNA from Durusdinium trenchii, 3762 nucleotides. Lineage: Eukaryota; Dinophyceae; Suessiales; Symbiodiniaceae. The record is from the annotation of a GenBank genome assembly.